Eurytemora carolleeae is the source of this 2516-nucleotide messenger RNA. RefSeq lists its product as uncharacterized. The record is from RefSeq and is a predicted model, not a curated record. NCBI's taxonomy places the organism in Eukaryota, Metazoa, Arthropoda, Copepoda, Calanoida, Temoridae. The coding region runs from base 123 to 2501 and encodes 792 amino acids. The transcript has 9 exons.
GGUUAAGCUAUGACACUUACUUUUAUUUAGGGUUAGGUAAUGGUUACUUAUUUCAGAAAGAAAUCAAGUUUGGUUAGCUUUUUUUCAGGUCCUGACUAAAUAAGGAGAAUAGUCCCGGUAAGAUGGAUGAAUGGCGAGCUACGAUCCAAGCAAUGCAGUCGGAGGGGUUUAAAGAACCGGAACCACCAAGCAAUAAUCGAAGUAGCAGAGGUAGAGGUGGAGGAAGAGGAGGGUCUAGGGCAGGAAUCUGGAACCAAAGAGGGGACAAUGCAAGCCGAAAUCAACAACAAAAUGUCAACAAGAAUCAGGGUAACCAAAACCGGAGAAAUGAAGGAGGUCGUAAUCCAGAUAUGGGAGGUCAACAUCAAAAUGUCAACAAGAAUCAGGGUAACCAAAACCUGAGAGAUGAGGGAGGUCGAAAUCCAGAUAUGGAAGGUCAUGGUAGUCAACCCCAGGACCGCACAAGGAUUAGCCAACAUGCGGGCAUGAGCCAAGUAGAUUUCUAUCAGAGUUUAAAGAAGAAUACAAUUCCAUCCCGGAACAAUGAUAUUGAUCCAGAAGGAUACUAUGAUGAAUACGCAAACCAAAAUAUUGACGCAGUUAUGAAUGAUAUCAACUCAAUGCGUAAACUCCAACAAACUGGAAUGUUGGGACAAGGAAUGGAUAUGAUGAACCAAGGUCCUGUCUCAAUGAACAUGAAUGAUAGCUCGUUGGGAAUGGCUCCAGGGAUGAUGAAUAGUCAAGGACGAAUGGGAAUGAUGAAUAGGAUGAAUGACGGUUCAGGAAUGAUGAAUAGGAUGAAUGAAGGCCCUGGGAUGAUGAACAUGAUGGGUCCGGGGAUGAUGAAUAUGAGUUCGGGGAUGAACAACAUGAAUAACAUUGGGGUUGGGAUGAAUUCUAGCCCUAUGAUGACCAGCGUCUUAAACAUGAUGAACAGUAUACCUGGUAUGCAGGAAGGGAAAGUUGACAGCUUUAUACUGAUAAAUCAGGCUAGAGAAUUGAUCAGCGACGUGAAGGGUAUGAUCGAACUUGAUGACAGAAAUUCAAACGAUCCCGAAACUCGAGAAGUCCUGAAACUCAUCUCAUUUAAAGAAAGGGAACUGAACCAGAGAGAGGAACGUCUGCAUCGAGAAAAUUUCGUUGACGAAUCCUCCCUCUUCAGCCGAAAAUCCGAACUUGAGUUCGGAACGCGAAUUGAAACAAAGAAAAGGCCGACUCUGCUAGGCGGCCCCCCUUUCCCAACCGUGGACGCAAUAGAACAGUUUGAACUAAAUAAUACAUUUAACACACCGGAAUUUGUCCGUGACACCACGAUGUCGGAUUUAAGGGGAUCGCACAAUGAACCAAGUGUAUUUGCCUGGGAUAACAGCAUGGACAGAAUGAGUGGAGGAAGAAAUGAACUAGAUUACGGAGUAGCGGGAGGGAGCAGAGGUGCUAGCAGGGACAGAGAUCGUAAAGGAGAAGGGAGAUUAAAAGGGAGAUUACCGGAUUUGAAAACUGAAUUGAAAACGGAUUUGAAAAGGGAAAUCGAAGGCAGGAGAGGAGGGGGAGGAGGAGGGGGGCGUGGAGGAGGAGGGGGACGUACAAGAGGUGGGGAUGUAGGAGGUAAUAAGCAUGAGAUGGAUAUACGUGAGUUUGAUUGGCGAGGGUUAAACCCUGAAGAGUUUGAUCAUAUUCCUCCUCGUUUCCUUUACUGUUACGACUGCAAUGUAAAGUUGGAUAAUGGGCAGUCCUACGUGAACCAUAUGGGUGGGAAGAAACACAUGACAGCGUUGGUCGAGAUUCAGACUAAAUCUAACGAGCUAAAGAAUGAGAUGAGGCAGCAGAUUGGGAAACACGAGGCAUUCAGAGCAAAGGAUGCGUCCUCAAGAGAAGAAAAGAACCGAUGCAAUCUGUGUGAAACCAUGGUUGUCGGACCCCUAGCUCAUCACCGGAGUAAGCCUCAUCACAAAGCAUUAAAACUGUUCGUUCAUCCUUUCUGCCCCGUAUGCACUUUAGAACUUCACAAUAGACAAGAUUGGGAAUUCCAUAGGUUUAGUUCUCAGCAUCUGAUGCUGGUAGCCCAGGAGAACAGGAAGGGAAAGAUAACUCUGGCCAAGGACGAGGAUUUCAUGAAGGAGCUCGACAACCUUAAGAAAUCAAAUAAACAACGGGAAUCAGAGAAGAAGGAAGGACGGAGCAAGGACUCGUCGAAAGACAGGAAAAGAGAAAACAGUCGGAGAAGAGAUGAUAAAAAGAAAGAUGAAAAUAAAAGUGACGAUAAAAAGAGAGAUGAGAAGAAAAGUGAUGAUAAAAAGAAGGUUGAGAGUAAGAAGGAUGUGAAGGACGAUGAUGAUGAUAUUCAAGAGAUAACUAUUAUCAAGAAGGAUGAUAAACCAACAAUUAUCAAACAAGAUGAGAAAGGAUCUUUACCAACUAAUUUGGUGAGUUCUGUUUUUCUUCAAUUCUACCGAAAUCUGCGACUCUACGGUCCCUAUAAAAAAUCCGGUUUCUAUCCUUAAUGAAGGUCAUUCGAU